Messenger RNA from Daucus carota subsp. sativus, 1078 nucleotides. RefSeq lists its product as uncharacterized. The record is from RefSeq and is a predicted model, not a curated record. The transcript is spliced from 3 exons. Lineage: Eukaryota; Viridiplantae; Streptophyta; Magnoliopsida; Apiales; Apiaceae. Bases 142 to 747 code for a protein of 201 amino acids.
UGCAGGCCUAAUCGAGUAGUAAUAGUGAGUCUCCUCUUCCUCAUUUUUCUUCAACUCUGUCUUCUGUUUACACGUUUUCUCAUCUCUUUCUCCUUCUUUUCAUCAGAGAAACAGAGAGAGAGAGAGAGAGAGAGAGAGGAGAUGGCACUGGUUCAGCAAAGAUCAUCAUGCAGGUCUGCAGUGGUUAUACAAGUAACAUUAGGGGUUUUAGCACUCUGCUUAGCAGGUUACAUAGUGGGUCCCCCUCUUUACUGGCAUUUCAUGGAAGGUGUUGCUGCCAUUACACGUUCCUCACCUUCUUCUUAUACUUAUUCAUCAUGCCCUCCUUGUCAUUGUGAUGAUUGUUCUUCUCAACCCCUUGUUUCUAUUCCCCAAGGGCUCAGCAACAGUUCAUUUACAGAUUGUGCAAAGCAUGAUCCCUCAGUUAGUGAAGACACGGAAAAGAAUUUUGCAGAUCUUCUCUCUGAAGAAUUAAAGCUACGGGAAGCUGAAUCUACAGAAAGUCAGCAGCGUGCAGACAUGGCCCUACUUGAGGCCAAAAAGUUAACAUCCCAAUAUCAAAAGGAAGCAGACAAGUGUAAUUCCGGCAUGGAAACAUGUGAAGAAGCCAGGGCAAAGUCUGAAGCUGCUUUAUUGGAACAAAAGAAACUGAGUUCAAUGUGGGAGCAGAGAGCUCGUCAAAAAGGCUGGAAGGAGGGCGCUGCCAAGUCAGGCACCCAAGCUCAAGGAAAAGUGCAAUCUAUAUGAAACACUUACAUCCUGCACAUAGAAAUGCUGGAGUUUGGUAAUAUUCAGCGUUAUUAUCAAAUUCCUGGCUCAAAGUACACAUGCUUCUUUGCUACAAGUUAAUACUGUUUACAGCAUAGAGGCCUCUUCCACGGUUUUCUGAUUCGGACAGGACAUUCUGUGCAAAGAAGCGCAGGUUGCUAUUAAUUUUCUCUUCUACAGCCUCUUGUUUGAGAGACCUCAUUUUAUGUUUUGUCUAUACCCAAAUGAGAACUUAAGAUUCAAUUGACUUGAUUUAAAACGAGUUAUAAUUUUGCUGAAUAUAUUAAUGAAUGACAACUAUUACAAUGUA